Molecule: messenger RNA, 1176 nt
Organism: Aspergillus calidoustus
Lineage: Eukaryota; Fungi; Ascomycota; Eurotiomycetes; Eurotiales; Aspergillaceae
Source: the annotation of a GenBank genome assembly
AUGCCAGUCGCGACACAGACAGAUGUGGAUCUCGCCGUCAAGCAUGCGCGCAAGGCGUUCAAAACCUGGUCGAAGGUCCCGUUCUCUGAGAGGGCCAAGCUUCUACUUGACUUCGCAGAUGCGAUUGAGGCUCAUCGCGAGCCGUUAGAAAGACUACUUGUCCUUGAGCAGGGGAAACCCGUAGGGCUGGCAAAGACGGAGUUUGAUAUGGCCCUUCAAUGGCGGCGAGCAUUCAGCACCAUGGAGGUCAUGGACGAGAUACUGGAUGGCAACGAGGAACGCACCGUGACUCAGAUCUUCGCACCCCUUGGUAACACCAUUAUCAUCAAACCCUCCCCGUUCACUUCCUACUGUGAUCUCAAACUUGGCGAGAUUGGCAUGGGAAUCUUCCCGCCAGGCGUCCUCCAAGUCCUAAGCGGCGGAGAUGAUCUCGGCCCCAUGCUCACAGAGCAUCCUGAUAUCGACAAGCCCCCGAAGCGCGUGACCCUAGAGGUAGGAGGCAACGAUGCGGCUAUUAUCUGCGAAGAUGUCGACAUUGCUGCUAUUGUUCCUGAAAUCUCGACGUUGGCGUUCCUCAACUCGGGCCAGAACUGCAUGCUAAUCAAGCCGCUGUACCAUGUCGAGUUUGCCGCUGCCCUCGUCGCCUUCUCCAAGGGUAUCAAGACCGGAGACGGGUUUGCGCCUGAUGUCCCGGUCGGUCCGGUUCAGAACGCCAUGCAGUAUGGAAAGGUCAAAGGUCUCUACUCCGAGAUUGAAAAGUGCAGCUGGACACAGGCGCUGAAAGGCGAAGUGCUCAGCAACUCAAAAGGCUUCUUCAUUACCCCCAUCCCGAUCAUCGACAACCCACCCGACGACUCUUGGAUCGUGGUGCAGGAGCCUUUGGGGUUAAUCCUGCCCAUGCUAAAGUGGUCGGACGAGGAGGACGCCCUUCGCCGCGCCAAUGACACAAAAGCCGGAUUGGGCGUAUCUGUUUGGAGUAAGGACUUGGAUCGGGCAGAGCGAAUGGCCAGAUGUCUCUCUGCGGGCAGCGUUUGGAUUAACUCGCACUUUGAUGUUGCACCCACCGUUCCCUUCGGAGGCCAUAAGUGGAGUGGUAUUGGGCGGGAAUGGGGUAUGACGGGUUUACAGUCGUACUCUAAUUCAACCUCGCUGUGGAAGUGGAAGAAAGCCAUGUGA